CAUCGAUCAACUGUUUAGUCUGACAUUAGACGGGUCACAUUCAACCAGACCCUCGAUUCAAGUGUUUUGUAUUUUGUUCAUCAUAAAUUAUGAUACCUUUAUUAUUUCUUUAUUUUAUAGCAACGCUAAAAGUUUUUAAAAAAACUACGCCAAAUGGAAAAGUCACUGUAUACAUCGGUAAACGAGAUUUCAUUGACCACUUAGACAGUGUAGAUCCUAUUGACGGAGUUGUCGUAGUCGAAAAUGACUAUUUACAAGGACGAAAAGUUUUUGGAAUGGUUUCCACGACUUAUAGGUACGGUCGAGAUGAAGAUGAGGUAAUGGGUGUAAAAUUCAGUAAAGAAAUGGUGUUGGCGUGUAAUCAAAUCGUCCCACCAAUAAAAGAUGUCACAGAAUUAAGCCCUAUUCAAAAAAAAUUAGUGAAAAAAUUUGGUAACUCUAAUGCAUUUCCAUUUGUGUUCAAUUUCCCUCCAAACUCCCCAUCUUCGGUGACCCUGCAGCCGGGUGACGACGAUAGUGGAAAACCUCUAGGAGUUGAAUACAGUAUCCGAACUUAUGUGUCGGACAGAGAAGAUGAUAAAGGAAAUCAAAGAUCGUCCGUCGUCCUAGCUAUUAAAAAGUUACAAUACGCUCCAUCAACAAGAGGUCAAAGACUACCAAGUUCACUAAUUAGCAAAGGAUUCACGUUUUCUCAUGGAAAAAUUAGUUUGGAAGUCACACUAGACAGAGAAAUUUACUAUCACGGGGAAAAAGUUAUUGCCACGCUAAUCAUAAGUAACAGCUCGAGAAAAUCCGUAAAAAACAUUAAGGUGUAUGUUGUUCAACACACCGAAAUUACCAUGGUCAACGCGCAGUUUUCUAAAUUUGUCGCCAGUUUGGAAACCCGAGAAGGUUGUCCCAUAACACCGGGAGCCGCGUUUACUAAACAAUUCUAUCUAGUCCCACUGGCGUCCAGCAAUAAAGACAGGAGAGGCAUUGCAUUAGACGGACAUCUUAAGGACGACGACGUAAAUUUGGCAUCGUCUACACUGAUAUCGGGAGGUAAGGGUCCUAGUGAUCAAACUGGUAUAGUCAUUUCAUAUUCGGUCAGAGUAAAGUUGAACUGUGGUACUCUGGGUGGUGAACUCGUGACUGACGUACCAUUCAAACUUAUGCACCCGAAUCCAACAUCCGAAGACUGGACUGCGCCGCCCAAGCAACCACAAAAAGGAGUAUUGAAGAAGACCAAGAGCUCGGACAGAAUGAAGUACCAAAAAAGCUUUGGAGACGACGACGAGGACAAUAUUGUGUUUGAAGACUUUGCAAGACUUAGGUUGGCUGACGAAUAAAUAAAAACAAUUUUGAAAAUUGGAAAUUGUAUAAUAUCUAAAAAUUGUUUUGAAUUAAUGUGUUCUUUGCUUAACUCGCAUUGGUAGGAAAACCGGGGUAUGUUUAAACUCAAAAUUAUUACUUUUAUUAUUGCAAGAUUAUAAUAAAUCAGUUCAUCGCCGUCUUCUAUAUAAUAUACAAUAUAUAAUAUGUACUCGAUAUUUAAACUACAUUCCGAUAGCGUGCUAAUAUAACCUGAAAUACUGGAUUCGAUUCCCAGCCGAAUAUCCCUCAGAACAAUGACGUCAAACGAUAUUAGGGAGAAUAUGUCAUCGGCAAUAACCAUUACCGACGAUCCGGAACCGGAAUAUUCAGUACUGGUUCGAUUUCCGUUUUUCACACCUUUGACCCUUCGUAGCUAAUAUUCACAUACAUAUCCUGUUUGACCGAUACCCCACACGACUACACGAGGGAUUCAAUAUCGCAUGCAUGUAAGUUUGGUAUUAUAGAUGUUUUUAAUUCAGAAUAGGAUGCUCUAUAUUACUUCCGAUUUAGAAAAAAAAAUGAAUACUCGUCAAACAUGUUUAUGUAACCUAUACACUAUACAAUGUAAUAUAAUAACUGUUAUCGACGGGUAAUAGAAUAUAACCAGAGUAAAUAUCCCUUCUUUAUAAUAUAAUAAAAAAUCGUACUUAUUAUUUGCCUAAAAAACAGAAUAUAUUAGUUGGUAUUACUGUAUUAGUAAUUAUUAAUAUUAUUUAAAGUGAAGGUAUUAUAUAAAAUCCCGUAGUAUGUGUUUAAUUUAUGUUAAUAUUUAUAAUGUACAUACAUAACAUAAAUUUAAAAAGUAUAACACAAUAUUGAUAUAAUAUAUAAUUACCUAUGUAAAAUGUUAUAAAGAAUUAAAUGUAUUAUGUCAAAAAUCAUUAAAAUAUUAAUGUAAAA
Acyrthosiphon pisum (pea aphid) is the source of this 2253-nucleotide messenger RNA. RefSeq names its product arrestin 2 (gene Arr2). The record is from RefSeq and is a predicted model, not a curated record. Gene Ontology annotation, biological process: signal transduction; G protein-coupled receptor internalization. Gene Ontology annotation, cellular component: cytoplasm. Lineage: Eukaryota; Metazoa; Arthropoda; Insecta; Hemiptera; Aphididae. The transcript is spliced from 7 exons. Bases 90 to 1328 code for a protein of 412 amino acids. Gene Ontology annotation, molecular function: G protein-coupled receptor binding.